Molecule: messenger RNA, 318 nt
Organism: Leptosomus discolor (cuckoo roller)
Lineage: Eukaryota; Metazoa; Chordata; Aves; Leptosomiformes; Leptosomidae
Source: RefSeq, a predicted model, not a curated record
AUGGCAGACCACAUGAUGGCCAUGAACCACGGGCGAUUCCCCGACGGAUCCGGCGGGCUUCACCACCACCCUGCGCAUCGGAUGAGCAUGGGGCAGUUUCCCACCCCCCAUCACCACCACCAGCAGCACCCCGCGGCAAUGCUGCCGCCCAAUGUCAUAGACACUGACUUCAUCGACGAGGAGGUCCUCAUGUCCUUAGUCAUCGAAAUGGGGCUGGAUCGCAUCAAGGAGCUUCCCGAGCUGUGGUUGGGACAGAACGAGUUUGACUUCAUGACAGACUUCGUUUGCAAACAGCAGCCCAGCAGGGUGAGCUGCUGA